GACUCGAUUCGGUCGGAUACGUGCUUUUUGGAAUUUCUGGGGUGGAUCGGGAUGUUCAGUGCGUGUCAAUUUUGAUGGCCUUGCUGUUAAGCUGGCUUGGUUGCUGUUGGCUUUUGCAACCAGUAGUAGGUUGUCCAUUCGAACUACUUCACCAUUGCUUCUCCACCAUACAAAGAUGAAUCCGAUUGUCCGAAUCAUACUGAUAACAAGUCCUGAUAGUCGUGACAAUGGUUAAUCCAAACAUGGUAGAUAGAAGUGGAGCUUGAUUGUAACUAGUCUCUUUUCAGCUUUCAAUCUUCUAAGCCUACUCAUUAUGAGGAGCCUGUCUUGGGUUAAGUGAGCUGACCCUUUUUCCCUAUGUUAUAGGAGAACAUUGGUGGAUUUCUCAACUGGUGGUGGGAAAUAAACCGAAGGCCCCAGCAUCCAUCCUUGUGAUAUCAAUCAUAACAUUGGGGCCUUCUUCAGUUUACAAAUUAGACUGUUCAAGAAGGCGUCCAACAGUCAAAAUGCAUAGACAGAAGAUCCCAAACUCUGGGUGGGCUGCGUUUGAUCGCAAGUGGCGCAGCACAGAUGGCAGAGGGGAUGAAGGUGGGGGCGAUUCUUUUCCGGCUCUCUCAGAUUUUGGGGCUCCCAAUUCUGCUAGCAGCUCCAUUACAGGAAACAGUGGGCUGAAACCAAAGCCUUUUGCUUCAGUGGUUCGCCCUAGUGUUGAUUUUGGUGCUGUUAGCAAUGGGGGCGGAAGAGAUCAUGUGGGUAAUGUGAAUCAUGGUGCAAGUGCUGCAUCUGAUAAUAAAUAUAAGCUGUUGAAAGAUGCUCAUAGUUGGGCUGACAGUAAUUUAAUCGAGGAUGUAUUGGCUGCUGUGAAUAAUGAUGUCACCCAAGCAUCUGAUUUGUUGAAAGCUAUGGUCUCUCCUGACUUGCAGACAGGAGAGGGCAGCACAUGUGGCCAACUUGCUGCUGAGAUGAAUAAACCUCAUAGUUUACCAUCAGAAGAUUCUAGAGCAGACAAUAGAAAGCCAGGUAGCUCACAUUUGUUGCCACUGCCAAUGAAUUUGUCCUCCAUACCCUUGGAGCCUGAAUUGGAGGAGCUUGAUGAUGAUUACUUGAACUACCGGAAAGAUGCAUUGAAGAUGAUGAGAGCUGCCACAAGGCAUUCCCAGUCCGCUAGCAAUGCAUUCCUGAGAGGUGAUCAUGCGGCUGCCAAGGAACUUUCUCUCAGAGCUCAGGAAGAGCGGGUGGCUGCUGAAAAACUGAAUAAUAAGGCAGCAGAAGAAAUAUUUCGUCUCAGAAAUAGUAAUAAUGACAUCUGGAAGAUAGACAUGCAUGGUCUACAUGCCUCAGAGGCUGUAGAAGUAUUGGAGAGGCAUCUUCACAUGAUAGAGUUCCAGCAAACUGGGAAUAAUUCAACUUCAGCUGAGGACUUAGCUAAUUUGGAAGGUGCAUAUUCGGAAUCAACCACUGGUUCAAAUGUUGAGCUUGCUGCUGAGAAGGUAGUGUUACAGAGACCUAAGCAGGCUAUUUUACAUGUGAUCACAGGGAUCGGCAAACAUAGCAAAGGGCAGGCUUCACUGCCUGUUGCAGUUAGGAGCUUUCUUAUUGAGAAUGGGUAUCGAUUUGAUGAGCUGAGGCCUGGUGUUUUUGCUGUUCGUCCCAAAUUCCGCCGCCAGUGAACCUGCAGAAUUUUGUACAAUUGUAACAUGAUGCAUAAGUUGUGCCUAGAAUGGCAGGAGGGAAUAGCAGAAAUUCCAGCAAUAGUCUAUUUAUCUUGAAUUUAGCAAAUUUAUACAUGUGUUGAUGUUAUUUAGUCUCACUGAACUGUAAUUUCGUAGUCACUUGAGAAAAGACACAUAAUUCGUUUGUAAUGUUCUGUAACUGUUCUAGCGUACAGAUUGACAUGCAACAUUGUACCACAGAAUUCAAUUGUAAUUGUCUGUAACCAGUAUUUAGUUACUCUAUAGCCUGAGGCUAUGCGCUUGUAAACAUUACCUAUUGUCUUUCUUUUUUUUGAAAGAUUAAACAUUACCUAUUGUCGCAA
This is a messenger RNA of Panicum virgatum (switchgrass), 2035 nucleotides long. Its product is annotated as polyadenylate-binding protein-interacting protein 7-like. The record is from RefSeq and is a predicted model, not a curated record. The transcript has 4 exons. Bases 507 to 1670 code for a protein of 387 amino acids. NCBI's taxonomy places the organism in Eukaryota, Viridiplantae, Streptophyta, Magnoliopsida, Poales, Poaceae.